Messenger RNA from Cyphellophora attinorum, 1671 nucleotides. RefSeq lists its product as uncharacterized. The record is from RefSeq and is a predicted model, not a curated record. The coding region runs from base 1 to 1671 and encodes 556 amino acids. The transcript is spliced from 2 exons. NCBI's taxonomy places the organism in Eukaryota, Fungi, Ascomycota, Eurotiomycetes, Chaetothyriales, Cyphellophoraceae.
AUGGAGCGAUCGUCUGGUGCUACCAAAGACGAGAUUUGGCGGUUUCAAGAGGCUCUUACCGAGCUCUCGAAUACCCAGUCUCAACACACCGAACGCAUCAUGCGGCUCGAGAAGAGGUUAGACGACGGUGCACGACCGAAGAAUGCAUGGCCGCCUGCUUCGCCGUUCCCGAGCAUUCUGGGAGGGUCGCAUACAGAAUCAACACUCAACCCAGCGGCUGAGGCAUUCCGUAAUUUCGAUGCAGACAUUGGUAUCAGCGCUCUAAGUCUUGACACUGCCGAAGACCAGCGAAGAGCUGCUGCGUCUCGCGCCAACUCGGUCAGAUUCGACGAGAGUGCGAAUAACCAUUACGGCUCGUCAAGACAAUCCAUAGACCUCCCAACACGAACCGGCAGUGGUCUCGGUAGCCACCCUCUCUCUGAGCGCUCCUCAUCACACCGAUCCGAUGGCCGCAGUAGCAAUACUGCGUUCGGUCGAACCAAUAGCUUUGGACUUGAGUCAAGUCGUCUUCUCGGUUCUAUUCACAACUCUCCCAAGGUCGCAGCCAACCCUCCACCGGGCUUCUUUGUGCUCGGACCAUGUCCUUCGAUCAUCCGAUGCUGGUUGACCGAGACCUUCUCCAACGACUCGUUGCUCUACGCUGCGUUGUGUACGGGCGCUGCAAGCUCUUCGGUCGGCGUCCAAGUUCUCCAGCAACUUGGACUCACUGAUCAGAUCGUCGAUGAAGGUGGCUUUCGCAAGAUCAAGCUGCCUGUCUAUCUGACCGAGGCUCGGAUACAGCAGGCAUCGCGGUCAAGCAGUCCGCAUUUGACGCACCAAGUACCUACUUUGUUUGUCAAGUUCGUCGUGGUAGAGGGCUCGCAGGACGACAAUGCCAUCCAGAUCAUCAUUGGCAGCGACGUCCUGCGAGCACACAGCGGCGACGUUUUCUUCUCGCAAGACAAGCUAUCCAUUCUCGAUGAUGAUCGCAAUCAGCUCUCCGUACCUCUGGUCCGACCUGAAGAUGAUGCCAGCUACAAAUACUUGACCACCAGCUCACGCAGACUCCCACCUUCGACGACCACUGUCCGGCAGACGGGUCUUGAGAGCUUCGGUGCUGGUAUCAUCGGACAGGCGUCGAAACUUGAGGGUACCCAAGCGCCCAUUUCGCCGCCACCGCAGUCGCCAGCAACGGGGACCUUCACAGAGCGCGUAGACACACGUCGUGAAGAAUCCGUUGAACCAACUCCGCGAACUAGCGCCGACAUACUGCAAGCCGACUCCAAGUCCGCCACCGAGAGUGACCAGUCAGCGUCGAACCCUGUAUCCAAGUCGAGCUCCGGCGUUUGGGGCACAUCUUGGCGAUCCGGAUCGACUCAGCCUGCUUCAGAAGCUAAGAAUGCUGCCUCUUCGUACUCGAGACCUGCGCCGUCACGAACGAUGAAAGUCCUGCGCCCAAGCAAAGGCUCUGGCAAUGCUACUCGCACGACUUCGACAUCAAACCCGUUCUUGAAUGGCCCGGAUCCUCGUUCGGAAGAUCCUCCACCGCAGCGGAAAGCUAGUCUCAGCGACAUCAAGCCAACGACCUCCGCUCCCACGAGGACCAAUCCCGUCGGAUCAGGGUCGGCGUUUGGGUGGCUGAACUCGAGUGGUGGUCAGAGGACGACAUCAGCUGCAAAUAAUGCUCAUUAG